This is a messenger RNA of Drosophila guanche, 8787 nucleotides long. RefSeq names its product neurofibromin (gene Nf1). The record is from RefSeq and is a predicted model, not a curated record. The coding region runs from base 90 to 8384 and encodes 2764 amino acids. The transcript is spliced from 18 exons. Gene Ontology annotation, biological process: regulation of GTPase activity. NCBI's taxonomy places the organism in Eukaryota, Metazoa, Arthropoda, Insecta, Diptera, Drosophilidae.
CUGGUCACACUGGUGGUCGCCGUAGGUUCUUCAACUUAAUCAUACAAAAAUGCAGUAAAAAGGCUUUAAACAGUCAAAAACAACAGAAAAUGGCCACGCAAAAGCCGGGCGAGUGGGCGAGUGCCCUACUGGCGCGCUUCGAGGAUCAGCUGCCGAACCGUAUCGGUGCUUAUGGGACACAAGCACGUAUGAGCCAGGACCAACUGGUGGCAUGCCUCAUACACAUCUCGCGCUACCGCUUCUCGUUAGUCAUCUCGGGCCUAACCAAAAUGCUGCAGCGCGUCAACGAAGCUGCACUACAAAACCGCUAUGAACCGGAACGUUGCUAUUUCGAAUCUCUGGUCAUCAUUUUGACCACCCUGGAGCGUUGUCUUACCAAUCAAACCAAAGAUACCGCGCGGUUUGAGGAGGCAAUGAAUGUGAAACUGCUGCUGCGUGAAAUUUCACAAUUUGUGGAUGUGCAGAGCGACAGUAAUCCUAAUGCGGCACAGCUAAAGGCGCUGGCCUCCAAAGUGCUGUUUGCCCUGUCCCAAAAUCACUUUUCGGCAGUAUUUAAUCGCAUCUCGGCGAGGAUUCAGGAGUUGACAUCGUGCUCGGAGGAGAAUCCCGAUUACAAUGAUAUCGAAUUAAUACAACAUAUCGAUAUGGACAUGAUUAAGCUUACCAAGCUGCUGCAAGAAACUAUCACAAAGUUUCGCUCUAAGCGUGCGCCGCCUUUGAUUUUACUCUACUCCCUGGAGAAGGCUAUUUGGAACUGGAUUGAGUAUCAUCCACAGGAGUUUCAAGACUUGCAGCGCGGCACCAAUCGCGAUAUAUCCACAUGCUGGGAGCCACUCCUCGACUUUGUCGAGUACUUCAAGACCGAGAAUAAGAAAAGCAAGACCAUGGUCUGGCCUUUGCAGAUGCUGCUGUUGAUAUUGAAUCCCUCCAGCCUGGAGGCCACCGUCAACGAGCUGCAGCAGUCUGAAAAGGAGAAAGAGAAGGAAAAGGUGCCCUCAAAGUCCACACAGUCGGCAUCUCGGGACAAGGACAAGGACUUUUCGGCCAGGCAGUUUAUUGAGAGCAUUAAGCGUGGCUUGGGCCAGCAUUCGCCAUCGAAGCAGGUCACCGAAUCUUCAGCGAUUGCCUGCGUGAAGCUAUGCAAGGCCUCCACGUACAUUAAUAUUACGGACUCGAACAAUGUAGUCUUCAAGCUGGUUCAAUAUUUCAUCAAUGAUUUGAAGGCGUUGCUGUUCAAUCCGGCCAAACCGUUCUCACGCGGUCAAGGCUAUAACUUUGCCGACAUUGAGCUAAUGAUUGACUGCUGGGUGUCAUGUUUCCGCAUUAGUCCGCACAAUAUUGAGGCGCUGAAAGUGUGCCUGAAUCUGUCAUCGCCGCAGGCCUAUCAUUUUGUUAUUGUGUGCUCGCUUUUGAGAUUGGCUCACAUAUACGUGGAUUUUCGCCUGCAAAACAAGAAUCCCUUUCGCAUUGUCAACCAACCGCGUCUGUCCUGGUGGCCACAGACCGAAGUCGUCCACUAUCGCUCUGCCGAGCUGCGUGCUCUUUUUACGGAUACGCUAAACAAGGCCACGCAGGGGUACAUUGCGCACACACCGCUGCGCUACAUUACCUCCCUGACGCUUAAGUCCAAGGACACACAAAAGGGGCUGACACGCGCCGAGGAGGGACCGGCCCACAAAAUGCUACUGUUGCUGCUGGUGCGACUGAUACACGCUGAUCCCACUCUGCUGCUGAAUACCCAAGGAAAAGUGGCACAUGAGGUGCAAAGCUCCACUCUAGAGCUAAUCAAUGGUUUGGUCAGUCUAGUGCAUCAAACCACCAUGCCAGAUGUGGCACAGGAGGCCAUGGAAGCACUGCUGGCGCUGCAUGCACCAGAGAAGAUUGAAGUCUGGAAUCCCGAGGCGCCCAUCAACACUUUCUGGGACGUCAGCUCCCAAGUGUUGUUCUCCAUUUCGCAGAAGCUCAUCCAGCAUCAGAUAGCCAACUAUACGGAUGUGCUAAAGUGGCUGCGCGAGAUAUUGAUCUGCCGCAAUACGUUCCUGCAGCGGCACAAGGACUACGCUCACGUGGGCAGUCAGAUAGCCAUCUGCAAGCAGGCGCACAUCAAAAUGGAGGUGGUGUUCUUUAUGUAUUUGUGGAGCGUCGACUUGGAUGCGGUGCUGACAUCACUCUCGUGUUUUGGGCUGCUCUGCGAAGAGGCAGAGAUAUGCUGCAGCUCGGACGAAUUGACAGUGGGCUUCAUAAUGCCCAAUUAUCACAUAUAUCAGGAGUUGGCGCAGCUGUCCACUUCUGCAACAGAUACGCGCAUUUGCUUCUUUGACAACACACAUGGCAAUGUGUUGAGCCGCUUGACACUGCAGAAACGCAUCAUGACGCUGCUGCGCAAGAUUGAGCAUUGUGUCCAUGGUGUGCAGCCCGCCUGGGAAGAGACCUUUCGCAACUGGGAGGUGUCCAGCAAGGUGCUGCAAACAUAUCCCAAAUGCAAGGGCGAAGAUGGACAGGCAGAGGUCUUUCAUCGGGGCAUGGGCAAGCGUAGGGCUAGUCAUCAGAGUUCCGAGCACGAUCUGGAGGAACAAAUCAACGAAUGGGCCAACAUGACUUGGUUCCUGCUGGCCCUAGGCGGCGUUUGUCUGCACAAACGCUGCAGCAGCCGUCAGACAUUGCUGCAGCAGUCGCCGAAUAAUGCCUCCCUGGGCUCUCUGGCUCAAACAUCGCUGUAUUCGAGCUCCACCAGCUCUGGGCAUGGCUCAUUGCAUCCCAGCACCGUAUCACUGUCGACACUGCCACCAGCACCGCCACAGGAUGUCAGCUAUUGCCCCGUGACGCAAUUCAUUGGCCAACUGUUGCGUUUGCUCGUGUGCAGCAACGAGAAGAUUGGCCUCAACAUACAGAAGAAUGUCAAAGAGCUGGUGGGCGAGGAAAUGUCCACCCAGCUGUAUCCCAUACUCUUCGAUCAGAUUCGGGCCAUUGUGGAGAAGUUCUUUGACCAGCAGGGCCAAGUGAAUGUCAAUGUAACGGACAUUAAUACGCAAUUUAUUGAGCACACAAUCUACAUCAUGAAAUCAAUACUGGACCCCAAGGCCAGCAAGGAUCCCAACAACGAGCAGCCGUCGCCCUCGGAGCACUUGGGCGUGACGAGCAUUGAGGGCAUGAUGCUGGGGAUUGUGCGUUAUGUACGCCAUCUGGACAUGACCGUCUAUGCCAUAAGAGUGAAAACCAAACUCUGCCAGCUGGUGGAGGUAAUGAUGAAGCGACGCGACGAUCUGGCCUUCCGUCAAGAAAUGAAGUUUCGCAACAAGCUGGUGGAAUACCUCACCGACUGGGUAAUGGGCACCUCCCAUCAGAUUGCACCGCCCAGCUCCGCGGAUGCUGCCAUAUUGACAAACACAUCGCUGAUCUUUCGAGACUUGGAUCAGGCGUGCAUGGAGGCAGUGGCUGCGCUACUACGAGGUCUUCCGCUGCAGCCAGAGGAAUCGGAUCGUGGCGAUCUAAUGGAUGCAAAGAGUGCGCUCUUUUUAAAAUAUUUUACGCUGUUCAUGAACCUACUGAAUGAUUGCAUCGACAGCUCGGAGGCCGAGAAGGAGCUGAACAACACACCGUUGCUGCCGCCAAGGCCACGCAUGGCUGCCGGCAAGCUGACGGCACUGAGAAAUGCCACCAUCCAAGCCAUGUCCAAUCUGUUGGGUGCCAACAUCGACUCUGGUCUGAUGCACUCGAUUGAUUUGGGUUAUAAUCCCGAUCUGCAGACGCGUGCAGCUUUCAUGGAAGUCCUCACACAAAUCCUGCAACAGGGCACAGAGUUUGACACGCUGGCGGAGACGGUGCUGGCCGAUCGCUUCGAGCAGUUGGUUCAGCUGGUGACGAUGAUCAGCGACAAGGGUGAGCUUCCCAUUGCCAUGGCACUGGCCAAUGUGGUAACGACCUCCCAAAUGGAUGAACUGGCGCGCGUUCUCGUCACCCUGUUCGAUGCAAAGCACUUGCUGUCGCCGCUGCUGUGGAACAUGUUCUAUCGCGAAGUGGAGGUCUCCGACUGCAUGCAGACGUUAUUUCGAGGCAACUCGCUUGGCAGCAAGAUUAUGGCAUUUUGCUUCAAGAUCUAUGGUGCCAGCUACUUGCAAAUGCUGCUGGAGCCGCUCAUACGCCCACUGCUGGAUGAACAGGAGGUGACGUGUUUUGAGGUGGAUCCCGCACGGCUGGAAGCUGGCGAGGAUAUCGAACAGCAUCGCAAUAAUUUGAUUGCACUGACCCAAAAAGUUUUUGAUGCCAUAACCAACUCUUCGGAUCGCUUUCCGCCACAGCUGCGCUCCAUGUGCCAUUGUUUGUACCAGGUGCUGAGCAAGCGCUUUCCGAAUCUGCUCCAAAACAACAUUGGGGCCGUGGGCACAGUCAUCUUUUUAAGGUUCAUAAAUCCAGCUAUAGUUUCUCCCCAGGAACUUGGCAUCGUGGAUAAGCAGGUGCACAGCUCGGCCAAACGGGGUCUCAUGUUGAUGUCAAAGAUACUACAGAAUAUUGCCAAUCAUGUGGAGUUCUCCAAAGAACAGCACAUGUUGUGCUUCAACGAUUUUCUGCGCGAUCACUUCGAGGCUGGUCGUCGAUUCUUCAUACAGAUUGCCUCGGAUUGCGAGACCGUAGAUCAGACAUCGCAUAGCAUGAGCUUCAUUUCGGAUGCGAAUGUUUUGGCGCUGCAUCGACUACUGUGGACGCAUCAGGAGAAGAUUGGGGACUAUCUGUCAAGCAGUCGCGAUCACAAGGCGGUGGGCAGGCGACCAUUUGAUAAAAUGGCCACACUCUUAGCCUAUCUAGGCCCGCCGGAGCACAAGCCCGUGGAUUCGCACAUGAUGUUCAGUUCGUAUGCACGCUGGAGCUCCAUUGAUAUGUCUUCCACUAACUUUGAGGAGAUAAUGGUCAAGCAUCAGAUGCACGAGAAGGAGGAGUUCAAGACGCUCAAGUCGAUGAAUAUAUUCUAUCAGGCGGGCACCAGCAAAUCGGGUUAUCCCGUUUUUUACUAUAUAGCCAGGAGAUACAAAAUUGGCGAGACAAAUGGGGAUCUAUUGAUCUACCAUGUCAUACUCACAUUGAAGCCGUUUUGCCACUCACCCUUCGAGGUGGUCAUUGACUUCACGCACACCUGCUCGGAUAAUCGCUUUCGCACAGAGUUCCUGCAGAAGUGGUUCUAUGUUUUGCCUACUGUCGCCUAUGAGAAUGUCCAUGCGGUGUACAUUUACAACUGCAAUUCGUGGGUGCGAGAGUAUACAAAGUUCCACGAUCGCAUAUUGGCUCCAUUGAAGGGCAAUCGCAAGUUGAUGUUCCUGGAGUCACCGAACAAGCUGACGGACUAUAUUGAUGCGGAGCAGCAGAAGCUGCCAGGUGCCACACUCUCGCUGGAUGAGGAUCUCAAGGUGUUUAGCAAUGCUUUGAAGCUGAGCCACAAGGACACAAAGGUUGCUAUUAAAGUUGGUCCCACCGCACUGCAGAUUACGUCGGCGGAAAAGACCAAAGUGCUGGCCCAUUCGGUGCUGCUGAAUGAUGUCUACUAUGCCUCGGAGAUUGAGGAGGUUUGCCUGGUGGACGACAAUCAGUUUACGCUGUCGAUAACAAACGAAAGUGGGCAGCUAAGUUUCAUCCACAAUGACUGCGACAACAUUGUGCAGGCCAUUAUACACAUACGCAAUCGGUGGGAGCUAAGUCAGCCAGAUUCGGUGACGGUACACCAAAAGAUCAGGCCGAAGGAUGUGCCAGGCACGCUUCUUAAUAUGGCCCUGCUGAACCUCGGCUCUUGUGAUCCCAAUCUGCGAACAGCUGCCUACAACCUGCUGUGCGCUUUGACAGCCACCUUUGACCUGAAGAUUGAGGGACAACUGCUGGAGACGCAGGGGUUGUGCAUACCCUCAAACAACACAAUCUUCAUAAAGUCGGUCAGCGAGAAGCUGGCCACCAAUGAGCCGCAUUUGACACUGGAGUUUCUGGAGGAAUCCAUUCAGGGCUUCCAGCGCAGCACCAUCGAGCUGAAGCAUUUGUGUUUGGAGUACAUGACGCCCUGGCUGAAGAAUCUCGUCAAGUUCUGCAAGUCCAAUGACGAUGCCAAGAAGCUAAAAGUUUCGCAGAUCCUGGACAAGCUGAUCAAUCUCACCAUAGACCAAAAGGAGAUGUACCCAUCGGUGCAGGCCAAAAUCUGGGGUUCCAUUGGUCAAAUACCGGAGCUCAUUGACAUGGUGCUGGAUAAUUUUCUGCACAAAUCGAUUACGUACGGCCUGGGCUCGCCGCAGGUGGAGAUUAUGGCCGAUACUGCUGUGGCUUUGGCUUCGGCCAACGUGCAGUUGGUGUCCAAGAAGGUAAUCACGCGCAUGUGUCGUGUGAUGGACAAAUCGUGCACGAAUCCCACACAAUAUCUGGAGCAGCACAUGAUGUGGGAUGAUAUUGCCAUACUUGGACGCUAUCUGUUGAUGUUGUCGUUCAACAACUGCUUGGAUGUGGCUACUUCGGUACCGUACUUAUUCCACACCAUCACGUUUUUGGUCUGCUCUGGUUCGCUGUCGAUGCGAGCUUCCACGCAUGGUCUGGUCAUCAAUAUCAUUCACUCGCUGUGCACCUGCACGAACCCCUCCUUUUCGGAGGAGGCGCAACGUGUGCUGAGACUCUCACUGGAUGAAUUCUCGCUGCCAAAAUUCUACCUACUCUUUGGCAUCAGCAAGGUCAAGUCGGCGGCAGUCACCGCGUUCCGGUCCAGCUGCCGCCAUCCCACGGACAAGUGGCUGGGCAAUGAGCGCGUCACACAACCAUUGCCUGCGGAUCGGGAGCGCCUUUCGCUGCCCUCACUGGAGGUUAUUACUGAUGCCCUACUGGAGAUAAUGGAGGCCUGCAUGCGCGAUGUCUCCGACUGCGAAUGGCUGCAAACUUGGACCUCGUUGGCUCGCAGCUUUGCCUUCUGCUACAAUCCGGCGCUGCAGCCGCGCGCCCUCAUUGUCUAUGGCUGCAUCAGCAAGAGUGUGACGGAUCACGAGGUGAAGCAACUGCUGCGCAUUCUGGUCAAAGCGUUGGAAUCAUUUAAUGAUCUUAUACUAAUCGAAGCACUGGUCAUGUGCCUGACGCGCAUUCAACCACUGCUUCGACCCGAAUCGCCCAUUCACCGUGCCCUCUUCUGGGUGGCCAUCUCAGUGCUGCAACUGGACGAGAUUACGCUCUAUGGUGCUGGCCUAGCACUGCUCGAGCAGAAUCUACACACGCUCAAGUCCCAAGGAUGUUUUGACAAGAAGGAAACCAUAGCCGAGGUCAUGAUGAAGACACGCGAGAAGCUCGAGUGGCAUUUCAAGCAGCUGGACCAUGCCGUCGGUCUGUCAUUCCGUAGUAACUUUCACUUUGCUUUGGUGGGGCAUUUGAUUAAGGGCUUCCGUCAUCCUACACCGACUACUGUAUCGCGCACAUCACGUGUGCUAACCAUGCUGCUGGGCAUCAUAGCCAAGCCGCUGCGUCGCGACAAGUUCGAGGUAACCCCUGACAGUGUGGCAUAUCUCACGGCGCUGGUGGCAGUGUCCGAGGAGGUGCGCUCACGUUGUCAUGUGAAGCAUGCACUGCCACGCUGGCCCGCCGAUCUGAGCGUAGAGAAUGCAGAAACGUCUAAUGGAGGAGUUCAGGCUAUUGGCCAGCCCUUAUCCCGCCGACAAAAGAGCUGGGACAUACUCGAUCAGUCUGCGUUGCAGUUUGCACGCCAGCACAAGGUUCCCACGCUACAGAAUGCGCGAGUUUUAUUCAAAACUCAACGCUCAUUCUCGGUCCCAACAACCAAAGAUCCGAGCAAUGUAGCCGGCAUCGAAGAACGUCAGGAACGCGGCUCACGGUCUUCGGUAUCCAACGAGUCGAAUGUUUUACUAGAUCCCGAAGUCCUACCCGAUUUAUCCAUACAAGCCCUGGUGCUAACGGUGCUGGCUACAUUGGUUAAGUACUCCUCGGAGGAGGUUGAAACACGCGUAUUGUAUCAGUAUUUAGCCGAAGGAUCUGUUGUCUUUCCUAAAGUAUUUCCAGUCAUCCACUCGUUGCUGGACCAAAAGAUCAACAAUAUAUUGUCAGUGUCGCACGAUCAGGUUGUGCUCAACUCGGUGCAGAAUAUUAUCCAAAAUAUGCUGGCCAGCGAGGAUCCCUCACAGCAGCAGUUGCACUUUCUACAGAGCUGCGGUUUUGGUGGACUUUGGCGUUUUGCUGGUCCAUUUACCAAGUACAACAUGAUGGGUGAAUCAUCAGAGCUAUUUGUCAACUGCUUGGAGGCCAUGGUUGAGACUUGCUUGCCCGGCGAUGAAACUGCACCAGUGCCACCCUCUCCACGUCCUUACAACCUUAGCUCCAGCCUGAGCAGCCUGACCAUGGGCUCACCUACGGAUAAGGCUGCAUGAAUACCAACUACAGACCCUCGCACUAGACGCACCACACUUGUCGCAAUAGUAAUGCGUUUCCUAAAUCUAUUUAAGAAGUACUUUUAGUGAAAGGACAACACCAAACCACACCACUCCCACAGAAAGUCGUACAAAAAAAAGCUAUAGAAUGUUUAUAUAUUGAUACAUGUAUAUUGCCUAGAGAGAAGAUAUGUACAGCGAGCGGCAGAUGUGAGAGAGCGUUAAAAGAUAAGUGUAAAAAUGUUGUGUAUAUAUGUAUGUAUGUAUGUGGACUUGUAGAAUGGAUACGGGAAAGGAAAGGUCUUCAACUGCAACUGCAACCACAUAAUAGAUGGACGAAGCGGAAAUAUUUUUUACCGCAGAUCGAUUGUUACGUUUUAAAUAUAUUUUGUAGAGCACGUAA